Symbiodinium sp. CCMP2592 is the source of this 333-nucleotide messenger RNA. Lineage: Eukaryota; Dinophyceae; Suessiales; Symbiodiniaceae. The record is from the annotation of a GenBank genome assembly.
AUGGGUGAGCACCUUGGGGCGCCCAAGGCGCGGGGGCACGUGGGCUCGGGGGGCUCGGGGGCCGGGGCGGAGCGAAGAUGCGUGUUCGCUUGGCAUGACUUCGGCUUGCAGGAUGAGAUUUCGCAGCAUUUUGCCAGUUUGGAGAUGAUGAACAAGGUGCGUCACUUCAUCUACGAUGACCAAGACACAACCUUCUUCAUUGCUCGCGAAUUGUCUGACAAGAAUGCAUUGCAGGUGGACAAGGAUGAUAGCAAGAAGACGGAGAAGGAGUACAGCAUUAUCACGGAGAAUGAAGUGGUCUUCUGCAGACAAGCCUGUGUUGCGAGCUUAUGA